Molecule: messenger RNA, 720 nt
Organism: Knipowitschia caucasica
Lineage: Eukaryota; Metazoa; Chordata; Actinopteri; Gobiiformes; Gobiidae
Source: the annotation of a GenBank genome assembly
AUGAGAUGGUUGAAAGGCAGGUCUCCGCAGGCUAAUCUCCACUGUCUGAGAGGGAUCAGCAGCGGGGACAAAUUACAAAGGCAAAAUCAGGGUUUGCACAAGUCCCAAAGAGGCUGGGAUCGUCAAGGUCUGGAUUUUCACGAAGACCUCCAUCGCAUCGGAGCCAAAGAGGGUCUGAAGGGACGAAAACUGCAGAAGGCCAUGGAGAGCUACGCCUGGAACAUCACUGUACUCAAGGGCCAGGCUGACCUCCUGAAACACGCCAAGAGCGAGGCGCUGGACACUCUCCGUCAGAUCCACUGCGCCGCCCAGUCCUGCGGCCUCAGCAAAAACGGAUCGGCGUCGCCACAGCUGCCCCACCACCCCCUGCACCAAAACCAGUCCACAAGCCCCCAGACACCCCAGCCGAUCCUCACCCCGGAGUUUCCCCAACAAGCGCCUCUCCAGCCAGCCCUUUCCAUGCAAAACCCCUCAAACCUGCAGGCCAAGAUCCAUCCACAGCCUCCGCCGGUCCCUCUGCUCCAGUAUCAACCCCAAAUCCAGAGCUCUACCCUGGCUUACAUCCCCACCGCUCCUCCCUCCAUGGUUCAACCGCUACCAGUCAAACCACCAGCCUAUCCGCAACCGCCUACACUUCCCCAGUAUCACCAGCAGAGGGGGGCAGACGCCAUGCCAGAGAAAGAUGUUUCGAUGGUGGGCCAUGUGGCAGGACAGUGCUGA